AAAAGUUGGAAACAUUUUUGUUUUGUUUUUAUUUCAAAACACUACCCGUGUGCCGCCCAUGAACGUGAUGAUCAGUUUCAUCCAUUCUACAAAUUUCACAUCUAAAACUAUGUCAAUUUAAUUAUUUGAACAAAAUUACAUACCAAAAAAAAAAAAAAAUGUACCCACCAAAUUUUCAUACGAAGUAAGUAGAGGAAGAAGAAUGACGAUGGCGGCUGAAACCCCUUUCCCUUUCAGGAGAUCUUCACGGUUAAUUCACACGAAAAUGAAGAACUCAAUGUAUGUUCUACUCAUUGGCGACAAUUUUUCUUUCCAUUUGAUGGAGAAGGAGAGUAUCGUGGAGUGAAGCUUCAGAUCGAUAAGAUUCCAAAAUGGAAAAACCCUAUCGGGAUGGGUAGUGGCACUCUUCCAGAGACGACUACAAAGACGACGAACCUGCUAUAAUGAACCACCGUUCUUCAUCACAGACACUCUUUUAGCCCUUCGAUCAACUUGCCAACCCGAUCUCUUCCGUCAAGAUUCUCUCUCUCUCUCUCUCUAUAUAUAUAUAUAUAAUAUUAUAUAAAUGUUAUAUAUAUAGAUGUGCUUAUAUAUAUAGACACAGACAUACACAUAUAUAUAUAUAGAUGUACCAUACAGUGUCGCGAUUGAUUGUGCCCUAGCGAAUGGUCAAGCCCUUUAGGGUUGAUGGUUGAAGAAAAUGAUGGGCGUGGCCGAAGGGAAUUGGGGAAGAAUUUGCCGGUUGGGGAUUGUGAGAAUUGCGACGGUGCUAUCUGGGGUCAAAAUGUACGGAUAAGAAAUAUUCGGGAGUUUGGUUUGUCGUAAUAAAGAGAAUUGGGUUUACGUGUACGGAGUUUUUUGCAAUCUCGCAAGUCUUUGGUUCUGUCUCUUCAUUGAUGGACAAGCUUUUGGGUGCUAACUUGACGAAUGUCACCAGUUCGGAAACCGAUCUCAACAAUGAACAGUGUGAGAAUGCUAUGAUUGUGAAGGCAUAUCCAAUUGAUAUGGUACGUGCGACAGAUGCAGUGGAUGGAGAGAAUGCUAGGAAUUGUAUGCUCGAACCAUUUGUGGGGCAGGAGUUUGAUUCGGCGGAUGCAGCACUUAAUUUUUAUACUUCAUAUGCACAGCGUGUUGGGUUUAAAGUUCGGAUAGGUCAAUUGUACAGGUCACGAACUGAUGGGGCGGUAACUUCUCGCAGAUUUGUGUGUUCGAAGGAGGGGUUUCAGCUUAGUUCACGCACAGGAUGUCCAGCAGUCAUACGUGUACAAAGGCGUGAUUCUGAGAAGUGGGUCAUCGACCUCUUUCACAAAGAUCACAAUCAUCACCUUGAACACGAUGGUGGGGAAACCCCUCCUCCCGUUAUUCAAGUUAAGGCUCCUAGAUCUGCUAAAUUGACUGUUAAUGUUUCUCAUAGACGAAAGGUUCAUUUGUUCAAGGAUGUUGAAGACGCCUUCUCCUGUCCUUCGGGAUUUAUCAACUCAAAGCAUUUAAACGAAAUAGGAAAUGUAAUACUACGGAAGGGUGAACCUUGUGUCGGCCUGGAGUUCAAUUCAGCAAAUGAGGCAUAUCAGUUUUAUAAUGCCUAUGCUGCACAUGCAGGAUUUAGAAUACGCAUCGGUCAAUUGUUCCGAUCCAAAAAUGAUGGUUCAAUUACAUCAAGGCGAUUUGUGUGCUCCAAGGAGGGUUUUCAACAUCCAUCAAGAUUAGGCUGUGGGGCAUUUAUGAGGAUUAAGAGGCAUGAAUCCGGAAGAUGGGUUGUAGAUCGCCAUAAGAAAGAUCAUAAUCAUGAUCUUGAGCCUCAACCAGAGGCUCAAAAAAGAAAUCUAAUAGCUUCCAAAAGGUUCGCAGGUGAACUGAAUUGUGGAUUUCAAGGCAAGGAACCAGUUAACUUGAACAACGUCAUGAAGAGAACUCGGGAUAACAAAAUUGGUAGUGAUUGGUACCCAGGUCUUUUUGAAUAUUUCCAAUCUAAGCAAGCAGAAGAUACAGGCUUCUUUUAUGCUGUAGAAGUUGAGAAUUCUAACUGCAUGAGCGUUUUCUGGGCAGAUGGCAGGUCUAGAUUUUCUUGUAGUCAGUUUGGUGAUACUAUUGUCCUCGACACUUCAUACAGGAAAAAUGCCCAUGCGGUGCCAUUUGCAACCUUUAUUGGGGUUAAUCACCAUAAGCAACCUGUUCUUCUUGCCUGUGCUUUAAUUGUUGAUGAAUCUGUGGAAUCUUUCUCUUGGCUGUUUCAAACAUGGCUUCGGGCAAUGUCGGGUUGCCACCCACUUUCAAUAAUAGCUGAUCAGGACAAGGCUGUCCAACAGGCUGUUGCUCAAGUUUUCCCCAGAACUUUACACCGUUUUUCAUCGUGGCAAAUCAGGGAAAAGGAGCAGGGUGGUCUUGCCAUGCUGGAUGAAAACUUUAGAUUUGAAUAUGAAAAAUGCAUUUAUCAGAGUCAGACUGCUGAAGAAUUUGAUGUCGGUUGGAAUACGCUUAUUGGCAAGUAUGGGUUGAAGGAGAACGCUUGGCUUAAAGAAAUGUACAUAAAGCGUAAUAACUGGGUUCCGUUGUUCUUGCGGGGAACCUUCUUUGCAGGCAUCCUCGCGACUGACAACUUUGAAUCAUUUUUUGGCACACCAUUCAAUGCUCAAACACCAGUUGCAGAGUUCAUUUCUCGUUACGAAAUUGGGUUGGAGAGACGUCGUGGUGAAGAAAGAAAAGAGAGUUUGAACUCUCUAAACUUGCAAGGUUUUCUGCAAACAAAAGAACCAGUAGAAGAACAAUGUUUAAGGCUCUAUACUCACGCAGUGUUUAAGGUGUUCCAGAAAGAACUCUUGAACUGUUACCGAUAUCUUGGAUUCAAGAUUUAUGAGGAAGUGGCUCUCAGCAGAUACCUGGUGCGUCGGUGCGAAAACGACGACGAAAAAUGUAUAGUCACAGUGAUAUCAACAAACCUGACAGUGAAUUGUAGCUGUAAAAUGUUCGAGUACGAAGGUAUACUAUGUAGACAUAUCUUGAGGGUGUUUCAAAUAUUAGGAAUAAGUGAAAUUCCAGCCCGCUACAUCCUUCACCGCUGGACUCGAAACGCCGAGUAUGGAACAUUGCAAGAUAUGGACUCAGAUGGUGGCCCUCAAGAACUCAAGACCUUGAUGCUAUGGAGUUUGAGAGAAGCUGCUUGUAAAUACAUUGAAGCUGGGGCAACAUCUCUUGAAAAAUACAAACUUGCAUAUGAGAUUAUGCGAGAAGGUGGAAGGAAACUCCGUUGGCAAAGAUAAAUAUGGAGGUUAGACAGAUAUCUCUCUCUGUUCUUAGUUUUGUACUGCAUGCACUAUUUUUUACCUUUUUCUCUUUUACGUCGGUUGGAUGAGUUUAUUGAGUUGGAAUGAUACUUUCCUGGAUAUGCGAUACCUGCAUGUAUAUAAUAUGUAAAUGAACGGAAUUUGAAUUACUUAGAAUGAGUCAAACCUUUUGUUGAA
Messenger RNA from Cucumis melo (muskmelon), 3458 nucleotides. RefSeq names its product protein FAR1-RELATED SEQUENCE 7-like. The transcript has 2 exons. Lineage: Eukaryota; Viridiplantae; Streptophyta; Magnoliopsida; Cucurbitales; Cucurbitaceae. The record is from RefSeq and is a predicted model, not a curated record. Gene Ontology annotation, molecular function: zinc ion binding. Gene Ontology annotation, biological process: regulation of DNA-templated transcription. Bases 897 to 3257 code for a protein of 786 amino acids.